Lichtheimia ornata is the source of this 3966-nucleotide messenger RNA. RefSeq lists its product as uncharacterized. The transcript has 8 exons. The record is from RefSeq and is a predicted model, not a curated record. The coding region runs from base 1 to 3966 and encodes 1321 amino acids. Gene Ontology annotation, biological process: regulation of ARF protein signal transduction. NCBI's taxonomy places the organism in Eukaryota, Fungi, Mucoromycota, Mucoromycetes, Mucorales, Lichtheimiaceae. Gene Ontology annotation, molecular function: guanyl-nucleotide exchange factor activity.
AUGCACCAUUUACGUGCACCCGACACUCGUUCUCAUCGUCGCAAUCGAUCGCUCUCUGCUGCACCGGCACCUACGACAAUACGGCACCAGCAACAGCAGCAACAACAAUCGCACAAUGCUCUUCACCCGAAUGAGAAUGUGCUACUUGUACCUUCUCGACAAGCACCAAGUCCUCCCACAACAUCACAGCGUAUGCCAUCCUCGUCUUCAACGCCUGCUAUGCAACAGCUACGUCAACCUUCGAGACAAGAUCAAUUCAAAUAUUUUCCAUCCUAUGGUCGUUCAGAUCAAACGUUACCUAUUCGAGGCCAAACCAUGUCAUCACCCGAAUCACAUAUGAGUCCUAGGGAUGAGCUACAUAUAAAAAAGGGCAAUCAAAGGGGUAACAUUUCAGGAUUCGGUAAGCUGCUCAAGAGAUUGCAAAGCAAGGUGCGUUCUCGUCAUGGUAAAGGACAAAGAUUCUCAACAUUGACCGAGACAACGAUGAUAAUACAGGCAUCCGACGAUGAUUUGACAAGAAGAUCCAAUAAUAGAAUGAGGCAGCAGCAGCAUAGCAACAAUGGACUCAGCACUCCAUCAUUACCAUCAACCACUCAUAAUGAGCAGCAACAUGAUCAUUCACCACUUCGCAAUCCUCACAAUAUACCACUUGCUCCUCCAGCACCUCCUCCUCCACAAAUACCGUCAAUUGAGAUUGGUAAAAAGACCUAUCUACAACCUGAAUUACGAGCUGGUCUCCAAGAGUCGGACGAUUUGUUAUCCAAGAUGCCUGCUGAGCUUCGAACACGGCCUAACUUUAACAAGGCACGACAGCAACAACAGCAACAACAAGCACCUCAUCCUCCUUCUACAUCACCCUAUAACAAUCAUCAUCAAUCCAAUCACUCAUCCACAACAACCCAUUACCAGCAACCCAUUCCACCACCACGAAGUAUAUUAAUCAACAGCCAAGAGCAUUUGCCUCGUCAAUCCAAUCCAUCCGAUAGUGCCAUGCCAGCUUAUCCUAUUGCCAAUGAUAUUUACAAUUAUUAUGGACAGCAUAUCAACAACAACAACAACAACAUCCCAUCACAACAUCAACAGCGACAAGAAGAGGGAUCCACUAAUGCUUCAUUACGACCUAUCAAUGAUGAAGAAAAAGAUGAUGAUGAAUCCUCCAAUCAAACGCAGCGACAUUCGACAUGGUCUUACGCAUCCACGGGCAAAUCAUCUGGAACGUAUUCAUUAUACAGCACAUUUGGAACUGAUUCACGACCAACUAGUGAAAGUGUACUUGACCUUGAUACAACUAGCGAUAAGGAGGAAAAUAAGGAGCAAUCAUCAGCAGCACAACCACCUGAGCAACAAGUUGAUCUUGCACAAAUUGUGUGUAACAAUGUUCGUGGCAAAAGUCCAGCUCGUAUUAUUACCAACGAAGUUGAUGAUGAGGCUUCUUCUUCCGACAGCGAUGAAGAUGUAUUUGUGGAUGCAACUGGAAUGUCACAAGAGGAUCUGGAACGAGAAAAGUUGAAUGGCAAGAGGAUAUCCAAACGCUUAUCAAAGCGAUUGAGCGGCGGUCAUUUUGGCAGUGCUGGCGGUCUUAUGCUCAGCAUCAAUGCACCACCUCCAGUACCAUCUCUACCACCCAAACUCCCGAAUGAUGACAAUGAAGCAAUACCAAACAGCACCCAGCCAUCAUCUCAUGAGCCGAAUGUCGUGGAAAAGAACACACCUUCUUCAACGCCAUCUCCAUCCAUCGAAUCAUCCGUAGCACCAGAGACGCCGCCACAAUCAUCAUCUUUAUCAGAUUUAUCCCUCUCCAAAACAGCCAAUGCUAUGGGCAUAUCAGCUGAUGCAGCAUCCGAAAAAGUUGAAUUGGGAACAAGUCUUUCACCUCCACCACCAAGAAGACCUAUGAGUCAGCGUCGAAAGCGAUCUUUUCAUGGACAACAAGCUGCUAUUGAUAAUGAGCCAACUCAAGCAAAUGAUACAGCACUUCCAGAAAUUCGACUUGAACAACAACAGCCUCAACUUAAGGAUGGUGAAGCACGAUUUGCGGCACAAAAGAUAUGGAAUGGGGAUGAGUCCUUUGUGACAAAGGAGCGUGCUGCUGAAUGGCUAGGUCAAGGGAAACCACUCAAUGCGCGGGCGCUUGAGUAUUACAUGGAUAACUUUGAUUUCAAGAAUAUGCGAAUUGACAGCGCUUUCAGAAAACUUUGCAGCAAACUUUACUUCAAAGCGGAGGCGCAACAGAUUGAUCGCAUAUUGGAAGCAUUUGCUCGGCGCUUUUGGCAUUGCAAUCUGCAAUGUAUUUUUGGCAACAUUGAUAUCGUCUACGCUGUCGCUUACUCCUUAUUGCUGCUAAACACUGAUCUUCAUGUCGCACAAGGCAAUCACGCAAGAAUGACUCGACAAGCAUUUGUACGCAACACCAUGUCUACGAUCGAAGAUCAAUUGCGAAUGCUCCCUCCAGAAAAGCGACGAGGCCAUCUUUUCACCAAAACAUGGGAAGCUGAUAUGGAAAUAUGCUUGAAGGAAUUGUAUGGAUCAGUCAAACAAAACCAGAUUUUACAGCCAUUGGAGAGUCAACAACAGCAACAAUUGACGGUCAAUACGUCGGAUGGAGUUGAAAAACGCAAUAGCAUCUUGAUGGGUGGGCGACGUGUUGCCGAGUUCAAGCGUAGUGUCAAUACCAUGAUUCGCAAAUCAGGACGUGAAAGCGUGAUAUACCCCGAAGAACCAAUUCCCAGAGCAAGUACGAGUGCUGAUCAACCCACACCAUCUGCUGUAUCACCACGACGUGCCUCCUUUUCAUCUUCAACAUCAGGCGCUUCAUCCACCAUCAAUGGAAACGCACGUUCUCCAAGCAGUAUUGGUGGUGGCGGUGGUGGUAGUACCUUGUCCCCGAAUCAACCAAUGAUGAGUUUUAUGCAUUCGCAUGGAUCCGAUCUCUUCACAAGUCGACCACCUUAUCUCAAGGAAGGCAUGCUAGCAAGGAAACAUCUACUAGAGAAUGCGAAUCAGAAAGCCAAGCAUCGUGAAUGGAAGGAUUGUUUCUUGGUAGUUGGCAAUGGGGAGUUUAAAAUGUAUUCCAUGCAAGGCAGCGUUGGCGAGGAACGACGUAGCUUGCUUCGUAUGAGCAGCGUCAAUACAUUCGCUACUUUGGCAGAUUCUCUAAACCGAUCAGCAACAAGUAGUCCCAAUUCAAUGCUUGGUGGUCGAUGGGCAUCAACUAUGCAACUCUUGGGUAGCAUCAGUCUUAAUCACUCCCUUUCCAACAUUUUGCCACCUCCUGGAUACAAUCGUCAACGACCUCAUGUAUUUGCAAUUCAACAAUCGAAUGGUGGCGUUUUCUUGUUCCAAACAGCAUCACAGGAUCAGGCCAAAGAAUGGGUAGAAACGUGUAAUUAUUGGGCAGCAAGACAAAGCAAGGAACCAUUGCCUGGUGGUGUGAGCAAUAUGGAAUACGGCUGGGGAUCAUGUUUGGAUGAUGUCAUUCUCAAUCUGGACGCUGAUGAUGGCUCAGGCAAAUACUUUGGAAACCCUGACACAGUCAACAUUUAUGAAUGGAAACCUCCUGCUCCACCCACUGUAUCAAGUACGCUGAAUGAGGAAGACCAAUUCGAUGCACUACAAAAGCAUUUGGAUGCAUUGAGUACCGAGAUCAAUGAGCACAGAGAGUUGAAGAGGAAAAUUCUUGUCAAGUUUUCCACCAAGACGCACAAUCAUCCCAAGGUCAUGAGUAAUUGGGAAGCUAAAUCCAAUUACCUUUUGCAUGAGAUCAUCAAGUAUCAAAAUUAUUGCGAUGCUCUGGAACGUAGUGUCAAACGACGACAAGAGCUUCAAUCUAAAGAGCAAGAAGAGCGGGAAGAAGAAAAGGAACAUCAUCAGGAUCAAAACUCCAUGGAGCCAUUGGAUUACAAAGAAAGCAAGCUGGACCUGUUUUCUGAGAUUGGUAGAGAAAUUGAACAUUUGUCUGUGAAAUAA